Staurois parvus is the source of this 174-nucleotide messenger RNA. The record is from the annotation of a GenBank genome assembly. Lineage: Eukaryota; Metazoa; Chordata; Amphibia; Anura; Ranidae.
UGCCCCAUCAUUAGUGUCAGUGGGGGGAGGACUAGUGCCCCAUUGUUGGUGUCAGUGGGGGGAGGAAUAGUACCCCAUCGCUGGUGUCAGUUGGGGGGAGGAAUAGUGCCCCAUCGUUGGUGUCAGUGGGGGAGGAAUAGUGCCCCAUCGUUGGUGUCAGUGGGGGGAGGAAUA